Molecule: messenger RNA, 1498 nt
Organism: Durotheca rogersii
Lineage: Eukaryota; Fungi; Ascomycota; Sordariomycetes; Xylariales; Xylariaceae
Exons: 1
Coding region: 277-972 (231 amino acids)
Source: RefSeq, a predicted model, not a curated record
CCUAUUUAUCCAUCAGCACUCGCCCGCUCCCUCACUCACUAGGUACCUAUCCAUCCGUCAAACAACCUAUCCCUUCGACGCCUAACUCAACCCUCUCUUCUCGCUAUCCAUCUCGCUACCUACGUACGAUCGCGAGCCACCUCCUCCUACCAGCCACGGCCCUACACACCCGGACAUAGGCACCUACCCCCAGCGCCCAGCCGGCCGAACCCGCCUACCUACCCAACCCACCCAGCGCACCUCCCAAGACGCAUCGAUCGCAGAAGAACCCCCAAAAUGCCCGGCACGCGCGCGCGCCACCGCUUCUCCUACGCCUACCGGAGCGACUCCCCGCGGCCCCCCUCCCCGUCCUCCUCCUCCUCCUUGUCCUCCGACGGCCCGCCCCUCGACGAGCAAGAGCAAGAAGCCCUGAUCGCGGCGCUCGCGGCGCAGAACGCGGGGCGGGACGCGCGGGCGCGGGCGGCGCUUCUCGGGCUCGCGGCGGCGGGGGCGCUGCCGCACGUAGUCGCGCUGUCGUCGUCGUCCUCGCCCUCCGCCGCCGUCGCGCCGCUGCUCGCCCUCGCCAGCCUCGGCGCCACCGCCUGGGCCCUGUGGGCCCUGCCGCCCGGCGUCGGCGGGCUGCGCGCGCUCGACCGCUGGGCCGCCGGCCCCCGCCCCGACCCCCGCCCCCGCGCGCGCCCCCUCUCCCCGCUCGAGGCCUCCCUCCCCUACCUCAACCUGGCCCUCUGCGGCCUGCUCGUCCUGGCCGGUCUCCUGUCUUCGCCGUCGCUCGGGGCCGGCGAUGAUGAUAAUAAUAAUGAUAAUACCGACGGCGACAGCCGCGCCGCGCCGCUGCUCUCGCGGCUGCUCGUCCCGCCCAUCUUCCUCCCCGCCAUCGUCUACGGCGUCGUGCUGGCCGCCAAGGCCGUCAUGGCCGGCGUCGACCCGGAGCGAGACCUGGGCCCGCUGCGGUACGAGUACAAGGGUGCUUAAACCGCCGCCGUUGGCCGCUGCGGCCGCUGCUGCUCUAGUACAACGUAAUAUUAAUCAUGAGGGGGACGAACGAGGAGCGAGGAUGAUGACCGAGAAGGGUUUCUCUGAGAAGCUACCUAGCUCUCGAAAAUUGCUAUACACAUUCGAGCACGUCUAUCCGUACGAGUAAAUCCAACUCAACUUCAUUUCUUCUCCAUGUCAUUAUGAUUAAACAAGUGAAGUCGUAAUGUGCAAGCUUUUUUCCCCCUUCUUUUUUUUCCCCCUUUCCUCUCACAUCAGCUCCGGAAGCUCCUGCGCAAACCAACCGAACGACCUGCCCGUAUUUUGUGUCUACACGUCUAUGGACUCGUUGAACCGUAAGACCCCGUUACCCCUCAGCAAUCCGUCCACCCCCUUGGGGAUGGGGAACACGUCCGUCCCUAGGUACGGCUCCGUAACCAGCUCGGCUGAUUUGUCCACCACCAGGACCAACCCGUGAGACUUGAUCGCGUCCACGAGAGCCGGGACCAUGUUCUAGUAAGGCGAA